GCUCCGCCUCCGAUGUCCGAGCGGGAAGUUCAUUCGCGUUUGCUAAUAUGUUUCAAAGUUAAAAAUUUUCGGUGAAUUGUUUGCCAAGAUUUUAUAUUUAUACUUUCUUUUGUUUGUUUGCGGGUUUUACUUGGGACUAACAGACACCUCUGCGACUAUGUCCGGUGAUUUUGAAGAGAAAAACUCUGCGCCUAAGAGUUUUGGACAGUGUAACUACACAGCUGAAGAGUACCAGGCGGUGCACAGUGCCCUGCGACAAAAGCUGGGACCAGAGUACAUCAGCACCCGCCUGGCUGGAGGUGGACAGCGGGUUUGCUACAUUGAGGGCCAUCGUGUAAUCAGCCUGGCUAACGAAAUGUUUGGAUACAACGGAUGGUCUCACUCCAUCUCCCAGCAGAAUGUCGACUUUGUAGACCUCAUCAAUGGGAAGUUUUAUGUUGGAGUCAGUGCGUUUGUUAAGGUGCAGCUGAAGGAUGGGGCAUUUCAUGAGGAUGUGGGUUACGGAGUGAGCGAAGGGCUCAAGUCAAAAGCGCUGUCACUAGAAAAAGCGAGGAAGGAAGCGGUCACCGAUGGAAUGAAGAGAGCGCUGAAAUGUUUUGGUAAUGCUCUUGGAAACUGCAUCUUGGAUAAAGAAUAUCUCAUUGCCAUUAACAAGAUUCCCAAACAGCCUCCUCCGCCUCUUGAUCUUGGCCAGACCAAGCGAUGUGAGGGAGAGCCUUCUGUGGAAAAAGCACGGUUUUCCAGCCUGGUCCGAGAUGAAAAGAUGGUGCCUGUGACCGGAGCUGCCAGGGUGUCAGGGAAUCCCCAAGUCCUAAACCACAACUGUUCUGGAGUUCACACUCCUGAUCCUCGUCCUGUCCUUGAUAAGAUGAGUGACAACAGCUCCAGACCUGUGCCGGCAUUUGAGACGGACACAGACCCGAAAAUGCUGAGAAAACUCCGGCAGCAGCAACUUCAGCAGAAGUUUAGGCAGGAGAUGGAGGCCAAGAAGCUGCAACAGAGACAGGAAACCAAGUGUGCGGGUGCAGAAGUCGUUACUGCACAAGCAUCCAGUGGGGACAGCUGUUCCCCAGAUGAUCCUGACCUUUGGGCUUUCACCCUGGAUGGGAUUGAGGACUUGGAUGUCCCAGCAGAUGACAGUCUGUCCAGGGAACUGAAGCCCAGCACUCCAAGGAGUCACCAGAUGCAAACGCGCAGUAAAACCCCACAGACAGCCCAGACUGCACCUACAGGCAAAGUCUCCACAGUUGGCGCAGGACAAAACCAACACCGGUCAAGACCAGGUGAGACAGACGUAGAGUUGGGUUUCUCUCUGCUCAAUAUCAUGAUGUUUAAUUUACUUUUCCAGGUGAAGCCUCCAGUCCAUACAGACAAGGACAGAACAUGAAGAAACGCAGACUGGACACUUAAAUCUUCAUAGCCUCCUUUGCACUUUUCUACAAUUGAGGGACAUUUUACCUUUAUUUUUAUAUUUAUUUGUCAAGUUCAUUUUAUAAUCCCCCAUUUGUAUAAAUGUUUUGUAAAAUAAACCAUGAAUCGUUUAGCUGCAGUAAUUCAGUUGUGUUCAGGUUUAAAGAUUAGAUAGAGAAUUUUAAAUCACUC
This is a messenger RNA of Thalassophryne amazonica, 1602 nucleotides long. It is a transcript of the gene rad52, whose product is annotated as RAD52 homolog, DNA repair protein. Gene Ontology annotation, cellular component: nucleus. The coding region runs from base 158 to 1387 and encodes 409 amino acids. NCBI's taxonomy places the organism in Eukaryota, Metazoa, Chordata, Actinopteri, Batrachoidiformes, Batrachoididae. The record is from RefSeq and is a predicted model, not a curated record. The transcript has 10 exons. Gene Ontology annotation, biological process: mitotic recombination; double-strand break repair via homologous recombination; double-strand break repair via single-strand annealing.